Molecule: messenger RNA, 591 nt
Organism: Penicillium mononematosum
Lineage: Eukaryota; Fungi; Ascomycota; Eurotiomycetes; Eurotiales; Aspergillaceae
Exons: 2
Coding region: 1-591 (196 amino acids)
Source: RefSeq, a predicted model, not a curated record
AUGGACCGCUCCAUUAUUUUGACGUCCGACAAGGAUGCGAUGUUUGCUAGCGUGCUCAACCCUGUUCCGGCAGUCAAGGGCCGUGGAGCUGGCUCGAGUAUCAUUCCAUUCUUGACUAGGCCUUAUGCUGAUCAGAUGGAGGUGGAGGCCCUGGUUCGUCCUAGGAUGCCUGUCCUGAUGACUGCGCCCGAGCUUGACGCCUAUGUCGAUGAAGACGAAGAAGUAGAAGACGAGGACAUGGCCGAUGAUUCAUACAACGCCCCCAAAGACUGCCGAAUUCCUGAAGCAACCUGUAUCGGUGCCCCUGCAACCGAGGAGUCAACACCGCAGAAGCAGGAUGUCCAGACUAAGAAGGCGCGAUUCGACGAAAUCAUCCCAGCCACCUCGAGCCAACAGCCUUUCUCUCAGACAGCCCCUGCAAUCACCAAGACUGAGGCCCCAAAGCUUUCAACGCAUGUGACAACUACGUCUACGACCGUGACCGCGCAGGCUCCACAGGAGGCUGUUGAGGAUAGCGAUGAUGAAUUGCCCACGUUGAAUAUCGAGUCUGACACCGACGAAGAGGAUGACGAUGUCACAAUGGAAGGGUAG